Pelobates fuscus (common spadefoot toad) is the source of this 780-nucleotide messenger RNA. It is a transcript of the gene MSRB2, whose product is annotated as methionine sulfoxide reductase B2. Gene Ontology annotation, molecular function: peptide-methionine (R)-S-oxide reductase activity. Gene Ontology annotation, cellular component: cytoplasm. Gene Ontology annotation, biological process: response to oxidative stress; protein repair. The record is from RefSeq and is a predicted model, not a curated record. The coding region runs from base 66 to 608 and encodes 180 amino acids. The transcript is spliced from 5 exons. NCBI's taxonomy places the organism in Eukaryota, Metazoa, Chordata, Amphibia, Anura, Pelobatidae.
CAGAAGCAGCAGCAGGCAGAGCUGUAUACUGACAGACCAUUCUCUGCAUUAACUCUGACUGCACCAUGGCUCGGAUACUGAAAACCUUUAGCAUCCUUCUGAGGAGAGAAAGGACCGCUCGAACCAUCACUGCCAUCACCAGCCGAACGUGGAGCAAGCCAAGGAUGGUACAUACCGAUUUGGGUUCCCUUACAAGAUAUGAUGAGACCACCACUUCCACAGAUUGGCAGAAGAAGCUCACUCCUGAACAGUACUACGUCACACGAGAAAAGGGAACAGAACUGCCUUUCAGUGGGAUCUACCUGAACAACACAGACGAAGGGACUUACCACUGUGUUUGCUGUAAUUCUGUACUGUUCAGUUCUGACAAGAAGUACAAUUCUGGGACUGGCUGGCCUUCUUUUUCAGAAGCCUAUGGCACCCAAGGGACUGAUGAAAGCAAUACGAAUAUAUUGAGGCGACCAGAUAAUUCUCUUGGAUGUACAGGAACUGAAGUCAUCUGCAAAGAGUGCGAUGCUCACCUUGGUCAUGUCUUUGAAGAUGGUCCUGCUCCUUCUGGUCAAAGAUUCUGUAUUAACAGUGUUUCCCUGACCUUCAGACCGAGCUAAACUGCAUGAUUUCAUCUUCCUUUGUAUUGUAUGCAAUUCUGUUUUUGUUUUUAUUUUUCAGUUGUGGUUUAUCCCAGAACUUUUUAAUGUAGCUUAAUGACCAGUAGUAUAAUCUUACAGCAUAUACAGUUUCUCACAAAAGUGAGUAAACUCCUCACAUUUUUGUACAUAU